UGUACGCACCGUGUAUGUUAGUAAUGUCACUGUACAAAAAUAAAACCAAACUCUGUUUGUCUCCUUUUCUCUUUCCUUUUAAAGGAUCAUAAACCAACGUAAUCUUUUAAUGGAUUCUCUUCUUUUCUCUCGAUUUCUCAGCUUACCCACUUCGAAUUUCGUCAUUUUCCGGCAAUCUUUUUUUUGAUUUUCCGACCUGUCAAUAACUCUCCGGCCAAUUCUCCGACCAUAUUCAACCGCAAAGUUAAACCAAAGGUGGUUCACAUGGUCUUUUCCUUUUUGCCCUGUUUCAGUAACAUAAGGGUGUUAUUUGGUUAAGCAAGUUGUUUUCUUUUUUGGGACUUUUUUUUUACCAAGAAAAUGAAGAAAAAGAGAUAUGGAGUAGUCAAGUUUUAAACUUUUUAGUGAAUCUUGAUAGGAGGGUAUUUGGGUAGUUAAAUUAAAGAAAGGUUGAAAUGGGGCAUUUUUCUUCAAUGUUUAAUGGAUUAGCAAGGUCUUUUUCCUUGAAGAAAAGAAAGAAUAGUUCUGGAAAUGGGAAAUAUGAUGGUAGAGAUGCUGUUGAAGCUAUGGCUAAAGAAGCCAAGAGAAAUGACUUGAUAUUAAGGUCUUCAGGGACUGUAAAUGUUGAUGGUUCUAAGAAUUUUGCUUCAUUAUUCUCAAGGAGGGGUGAAAAAGGCGUAAAUCAAGAUUGCUUCAUUGUUUGGGAGGAAUUUGGUUGCCAACAUGACAUGGCAUUCUGUGGUAUAUUUGAUGGGCAUGGUCCUUGGGGUCAUUUUGUGUCAAAGCAGGUUCGGGAAUCGAUAGUAUCAUCGUUGCUUUGCAUUUGGCAGGAGAGUCUAGCUGAGGCUUCAGCUGAUCCAGAUUUGGAUAAAAAGGAUCAAAGGUUUAACAUAUGGAAAGAGUCCUUCUUAAAGGCAUGUGCAACUGUGGAUCAGGAGCUGGAACACCAUCCCAAAAUUGAUACAUUUUACAGUGGAACCACUGCUUUGACAAUAGUCAGACAGGGUGAGGUUUUAUUUGUAGCAAAUGUUGGCGACUCACGUGCAGUAUUAGCUACCACUUGCGAUGAUGGCAACUUGGUACCAGUUCAGCUCACUGUUGAUUUCAAGCCUAAUCUACCUCAGGAAACUGAGAGAAUACUGCAAUGUAAUGGUAGAGUAUUUUGCUUAGAUGAUGAAUCUGGGGUGCACCGAUUAUGGCUGCCCGAUGAAUCCUCCCCUGGAUUGGCAAUGUCUAGAGCCUUCGGGGACUAUUGCGUGAAAGAUUUUGGUCUAAUUUCAGUGCCUGACGUGACUCAAAGGCAUAUCACAAGCAAAGACCAAUUUGUUGUGCUGGCAACAGAUGGGGUAUGGGAUGUUAUAUCGAAUGAAGAGGCUGUAGAAAUUGUAUCUGAAACUCCAGAUAGGGCAAAAGCAGCCAAGCAUCUUGUUCAAUGUGCUGUUCGUGCUUGGAAACGUAAGAGGAGAGGGAUAGCUGUAGAUGAUAUUUCAGCAAUUGUACUCUUCUUUCAUUCUAAGCAUUUCUGUCAGCAUAUUUACCCUGUAACUACUCCAAAAUAACACUUGAUAGAAAACGCAAGUUUCUGUCUCUCGUGUUCUCCAUCUACCUGCCUUUGGUUAGUUUAUUUUUUUUCA
This is a messenger RNA of Solanum tuberosum (potato), 1634 nucleotides long. Its product is annotated as probable protein phosphatase 2C 34. Gene Ontology annotation, biological process: protein dephosphorylation. The coding region runs from base 456 to 1559 and encodes 367 amino acids. The record is from RefSeq and is a predicted model, not a curated record. NCBI's taxonomy places the organism in Eukaryota, Viridiplantae, Streptophyta, Magnoliopsida, Solanales, Solanaceae. The transcript is spliced from 6 exons. Gene Ontology annotation, molecular function: protein serine/threonine phosphatase activity.